UUGGUGGAGAGAUGGCGAAAGGAGACACAUUGCUUCAAUUUUCACGAAGGAGAGUGCACCAUCACACUAAAGGAUGUCGCCGUCCUAACCCAUCUGCCCAUUGACGGCAAUGCGGUAUGUGUGAGCGAUCGUGCACCACCGGAUGUUGGCGGGAUGACCGGUUGGCAGCAUUUGAUCCACAACGUUUUGGACCUCCGAGUGCCAGUCAAGGGAAGCGUUGAUGUGGAGGAUCGCAACGCACCAUUUAGGAAGCGACAAGUAUCAAUCACUUGGUUGACUAGGGAGAUCAGGAACCGACACGAUCCAACACAAGGUGGGAUCCCCUUAACCGAGGAAAGUUCAGAGUUUGAGAAGGAAAGAUAUGCUCGUGUCUAUUCUCAUAGGCAUGAUCGGAGGAGUAUUCUUCCCUAA
Molecule: messenger RNA, 411 nt
Organism: Linum tenue
Lineage: Eukaryota; Viridiplantae; Streptophyta; Magnoliopsida; Malpighiales; Linaceae
Source: the annotation of a GenBank genome assembly